CCACGUGGUAUGAGGUGCUCAGCUGACUGCCGGGGGAGGAAGAGGAAAGAAGAUGGAAGGGAACAGAGACGAAGCAGAAAAAUGUAUAAAUAUAGCAACAAAAGCUCUCGAAGCCGGUGAUAAGGAGAAAGCGUUAAAGUUUCUCAACAAAGCAGAGAAGCUGUAUCCAACUAUCAAAGCCAAAGCUUUGUUGGAUGUUUUAAUGAAGAAUGGGAGCUCAGCAGGUAAUGGCACAUAUCGCAGGAGAGCAGCGGAAAACUCAGAAACCAAUGGUACUCAGUCAGAACGAGAGAACCCAGGAUCUGGAGUAGGUGACCCGCCUAAAAGCUUCACCAAAGAGCAGGUUGAAGGCGUGCAAAGAAUAAAGCGGUGUAAAGACUACUACGAAGUGCUUGGUGUCAACAAAGAAGCCGGUGAUGAUGAGCUUAAAAAAGCCUACAGGAAACUAGCGCUCAAAUUUCAUCCAGACAAAAACCAUGCACCUGGAGCAACAGAGGCCUUUAAAAAGAUUGGCAAUGCAUAUGCAGUACUCAGCAACGCAGACAAACGACGGCAGUAUGACUUGACAGGAGGAGAGGAGCCGAGCAGCCCAAGUCACUCACAUGGCGCAGGCUUCGACUUCCACAGGGGCUUCGAGGCUGACAUCACUCCUGAGGACCUCUUUAACAUGUUCUUUGGAGGCGGCUUCCCAUCCUCCAAUGCCCACACUUUCACCAACGGCAGGACAAGUUACAGCCAUCAAACGGAUUACAGGCAAGAGAGGACAGAAGAACGAGGAGAUGUACUUUUGAAACAAAAUGUGUCACCAUAUGUGGAAAUUGCUGCUGUUGUUAAGAAUUUUUUACCUAAGCUUGUGCCUCCCAUCUCCUCCAGGUCAACAGGUCAGACCAUAAAGAGGCAAACAGAAAACCUGCAUGUUGACUACUACGUCACCAGAGAUUUCAAGUCAGAGUUUAAGGGCUCAGCACUGCAGCAAAUUGAGAAAAAUGUAGAGGAGGACUAUGUAUCAAAUGUCAGAAAUAAUUGUUGGAAGGAGAGACAGACGAAAACAGACCUGCUUUACGCCGCUAAGGUAUACCGGGAUGAGCGAAUGCGCAAGAAGGCAGAACUCAUGACCAUGGAUAACUGCAGGGAGUUGGACAGACUAAAUAACCUCUUCAGAGGUGGAUGAAAUGGAUGCUUUUAGGUCUUGUAAAUCUGUAUGAAUAGAUAUGUAUGUUCAUUUUUUUUAUGAAGAUUCUUCAAACUUUAGGGCACUUGAAGAUAUAAUUUAGCUCUAUUGUUGUGCUUUUCUCCCCCUCCUACUCUCAUCCUCCUCCUAACCUUUCUUUUUCCUCAUUCCACAUUCCACUUUGGCCCUUGGAAUCGCCUUAUGUUGUAAUUGACCAAUCUACACACAAUAUAGAACGUCUCAGAUGUUUUUCUUUAAAAAAAAAACAAACAAACAAACAAAGAAAAAAACAACUCUUAUUUAAGUGUGUUUUCCUUACAAUGGGAAAGAAAAGGACACUUGAUUGUAAAAGGCAUGUGCGCUUUGAGUAGUGACAACCUGAGAGGCAUUCUGCACAAGCAAAUUAAUGUUGUUAGACCAACAAGCUGCUUCUGGCAUCAUCUGCUUGUCAUAAACAUCAAAUGGGAAACAAUAAGUUCACCUGGAAGUGUUGUCCCCACACACAAAUCCGUUUCUUCAAGAAUCACAUUUAAGAAAAAAAAGAGGGAGAGCGAAUGCUUGUCUUGGCUCCUUACUCACCUCCACCUGUGGAUGAAGAUCCCUGGAUCAUGAAGAGUCAUCACUGACUUUGCUACUAGAAAACAUUUUAUAUCGUCCAGUCUAAUAUGUGACUUUGGUUGGAACUAAAGAUGAACGGACAGUGAAACUGUUACUCAUAACUGGUUGUACAUUUUCAUUUUUGAAUGUUUAAAGUUUAUGCAGUUAUUUAAGUAACUAUAGAAGGAAAAGGAUUUUUCUUCAAUGCUCGCCUGAUCAUUUAAAUAAAAUCAAAUUAUUAACAUA
Neolamprologus brichardi is the source of this 2014-nucleotide messenger RNA. The record is from RefSeq and is a predicted model, not a curated record. Lineage: Eukaryota; Metazoa; Chordata; Actinopteri; Cichliformes; Cichlidae.